Molecule: messenger RNA, 1252 nt
Organism: Saprolegnia parasitica CBS 223.65
Lineage: Eukaryota; Oomycota; Saprolegniomycetes; Saprolegniales; Saprolegniaceae
Exons: 5
Coding region: 29-1252 (407 amino acids)
Molecular function (GO): RNA binding
Source: RefSeq, a predicted model, not a curated record
UCGGCGGCAAAGGCGACGUUACUACAAGAUGGCCCUCGUCGUGCUGGACGCAGCCAACGUGGCCACGAUCACAGCCGGCAACCUCCAGAUCGACCGAGUCCGCGCCGCCUUGGACUACUUUGCGCGCCUGCAGCUGCGCUGUGUGGCGUUCGCGCCGCGCUACUGGCUCGAUGGCACCAAGUACUUCCAGGACGAGGGUAGCCAGGAGAAAGUGCGAGCGCUCGUGGCCGAGGGCAAGCUCGUGCUCACGCCUCCGCAAGCCCACGACGACUACUACGUGAUCGACUAUGCGAUCAAGCACGACGGCUUUGUCGUCACGAACGACAUGUUUCGCGACCAUUGCAUGCAGAAGCGCCGCUUCCACGGCCAAGUGCUCACGUCCACGUGGGUCAAGAGCCACUGCAUCGACUUUACUUUUGUCGUUGACGAAUUCUUGCCCAACUCGCAGCUCAUGGACAAGGUGCAACGCGCCAACAAGUCGGGUGGCGGCGACGCGCGGGCCACGCCGACGCCGGUCGCUACGACAGAUGCAGCCGUACCUGCCGAGUCGCCAGCCCAAGCGUUAGUGGACGAAAGUGACGACACGAUGAUGGUGGACGACGACGAGAGCAAGGCGGCCAAUGCGUCCAACACGCGGCGCCGCGUCGAUCUCUCCGAGGCCGUCUACAUUCAAAUUCCCAUGGACAUUGUCGAGCUUCUCCACGCCAACGACGACGCGGGUCUCAAGCACUUUAUGGACAUGUCGGGCACCUACAUCACGCUCGGGAAGGCGCCGCCGCGCGGGCAAACCAACGUGACACUGUGCAUCCACGGGUCGCGCGAGCACUGCGAGAUUGCCAUGCACGCCGUCCACGCCUUUUUGCACGACUACGUGGCGCAGCAGCAACGCGCCCACGAGCAAGCGCUUCUACAGCAGCAAGCUCACGAGCAAGCGCUUCUGCAGCAGCAAGCCCAUGAGCAAGCGCUUCUGCAGCAACAGGCCCAUGAGCAAGCACUUCUGCAGCAGCAAGCCCAUGAGCAUGCACUUUUGCAGCAACAAGCUGAAGCGCUGAGGCAGCAAGACUACCAGCGCCACUUGGAAUACCAGCACCAUAUUCAACAGCAGCAACAGUACCAGCAGCAGCAGCAACAACACCAACACCACCAGCAGCAGCAGCAGCAACACCACCAACACCAGCACCCGACACUUCCGCCGUACACCCAACCCUACAUGAUGCCACCGUCGUCGUGGCCACACCAGACGAGUAUGUAG